AUGGAAACAGAAUCACUACUUCCCAACCCAACCAAUGUUCGUGGCAUUAAACAAUACUUGAGAAGAAGGCACUACAAGUAUCUCGAAGGAAGUGGAAAGAAAUUGAAAAUCAUAAGGUUAAAAAGGAGCACACAUAAGUUUUGGAGAAUCAGAACAAUCCCAAAGCUGAGAUGGGUGAUUAAAUCACCUUUGAAAAUGUUGACAAAUUUUAAGAAAGCUUAUAUGAAUUUUAUGUUAAAAUCUUUGAGCACUGAUGCCAUCUUUGGUGGGAAACAGAUUCCAAAGGCUUCUCAAGUUUCUGAGGAUUAUGCUAGUGAUGUGUUUCAGGCUAUGCUCAUAUAUGAGAUUUCCAAGGCCUUGAUUGCUUCUCAUAAACUAUUUCCCAUGUAA
Messenger RNA from Lathyrus sativus (Indian pea), 390 nucleotides. NCBI's taxonomy places the organism in Eukaryota, Viridiplantae, Streptophyta, Magnoliopsida, Fabales, Fabaceae. The record is from the annotation of a GenBank genome assembly.